AUGGUGCCUCACAAGUAUAUUGUUGUGUUGAAGAAAGGCGUCUCUCCGGAGGCGGUUGCUACAUUCCUGAACGAUGUGUCUGCCGCGCACGCUGCUGCCAUCAGGGACUUGCCUAAGGAGCAUGACUUCUUCAACUUCGUUAACGCCGAGGGUCUGCCAAGGGGCGGUAUCAAGGACCUGUUCAACAUCAACGACUUGUUCCAAGGUCUGAUCGGCUACUUCCCUGAGCCAGUGGUGAAGUUGCUGGAGAAGAGCGAUAUCGUGGAGUUUGUUGAGAGAGACUCCGUGGUGCACGCCUCCAACUUCGACACCCAGAACAACGCCCCUUGGGGUCUGGCACGUAUCUCCCACAGAGAUCGCUUGAACUUGGGUAACUUUAACAAGUACCUGUACGACAACGCCGGCGGUGAAGGUGUUACCGCGUACGUCAUCGAUACCGGUAUCAACGUCAAGCACGUCGAGUUCGAUGGAAGAGCACAAUGGGGUAAGACCAUCCCGCUAAACGACCUAGACAUCGAUGGUAAUGGUCACGGUACCCACUGUGCUGGUACCAUCGCUUCCAAACACUACGGUAUCGCCAAGAAGGCCAACGUCGUUGCCGUGAAGGUAUUGAAAUCAGAUGGCUCCGGUACCAUGUCCGAUGUCAUCAAGGGUGUGGAGUACGCUGCUCAAGCCCACUUGAAAGAAUCUAAGAACAACAAGAAGUUCAAGGGUUCUACUGCUAACAUGUCUCUAGGUGGUGGUAAGUCCCCAGCUCUGGACAUGGCCGUUAAUGCCGCAGUCUCUGCUGGUAUCCACUUUGCUGUCGCUGCCGGUAACGAAAACCAGGAUGCUUGUAACACAUCUCCAGCUUCCGCUGAAAAGGCAAUCACUGUCGGUGCUUCGACAUUGAGCGAUGACAGAGCUUACUUCUCCAACUGGGGUAAAUGUGUCGACAUCUUCGCUCCAGGUUUGAACAUCUUGUCUACUUACAUCGGUGAUACCAACAGAGAAACUGCUUCUUUGUCUGGUACUUCCAUGGCAUCUCCACAUGUUGCUGGUUUGCUAACUUACUUCCUGUCUUUGCAACCUGAUUCCGACUCAGAAUUCUACGACGCCUCAAAGCACGGAGUUACCCCAGCACAACUUAAGAAGAAGUUGAUCGCCUACAGUACAAAGAAUGUUUUGACAGACUUGCCAGACCCAGAUUCACCAAACCUAUUGAUCUACAACGGUGCAGGCGGUGAUCUAGGUGUUUUUUGGAACAGCACAUCUGCUGACGAACAGUCUGCUGAACAUCCAGAGCAGAGAAUUGCUGCAGAACUAGGGCUGGAUUCCCUAGCCAAGAUGGUCGGUGACCGUCAUGCUGCUACAGACUCUCUAUUCGGACAAGUCAGAAACCUCUUGGACAAGAUGAACAUCAUCUAA
Nakaseomyces glabratus is the source of this 1407-nucleotide messenger RNA. It is a transcript of the gene PRB1, whose product is annotated as proteinase B. Lineage: Eukaryota; Fungi; Ascomycota; Saccharomycetes; Saccharomycetales; Saccharomycetaceae. Gene Ontology annotation, molecular function: serine-type endopeptidase activity. Gene Ontology annotation, biological process: proteolysis. The record is from RefSeq and is a predicted model, not a curated record.